Molecule: messenger RNA, 928 nt
Organism: Lathyrus oleraceus (garden pea)
Lineage: Eukaryota; Viridiplantae; Streptophyta; Magnoliopsida; Fabales; Fabaceae
Product: truncated transcription factor CAULIFLOWER D
Exons: 8
Coding region: 76-672 (198 amino acids)
Biological process (GO): positive regulation of transcription by RNA polymerase II
Cellular component (GO): nucleus
Molecular function (GO): protein dimerization activity; DNA-binding transcription factor activity; RNA polymerase II transcription regulatory region sequence-specific DNA binding
Source: RefSeq, a predicted model, not a curated record
AUAUAUAAUGAGUGAAGAGAAAUCAUUAUAGUAAAAACAUAGAAAGAGGGAGAGAGAGAGAGAGAAAUUAGAAAAAUGGGAAGAGGGAGAGUAGUAUUGGAGAGAAUAGAGAAUAAGAUCAACAGGCAAGUAACAUUCUCAAAGAGAAGAAGUGGAUUAUUGAAGAAAGCUUUUGAACUUUGUGUGCUAUGUGAUGCUGAAGUUGCACUUAUCAUCUUUUCAAGUCGUGGCAAGCUUUUCCAAUACAGUAGCACUGAUGUGAACAAAAUCAUUGAAAGGUAUCGUCAAUGUCGUUACAACAAGUCACAAGCUGGAAAUUCGUUUGGCCAAAAUGAAUCUCAGAACAUGUACCAGGAUUAUUUGAAAUUAAAGACAAAAUAUGAAUCUCUCGACAGAAAACAAAGGCAUUUUAGUGGUGAAGAACUUGAGGAACUAAACUUGAGAGAAUUGCAGAGCCUCGAGGAACGACUAGACUUAACUCUCACACAAGCUAGACAACAACAAAUGAAAAAGCUCUUGGCACGAGCUGAGGAAUUACGUGAAAAGGUGCAUAACUUGGAGGAGCUUAACAAAGCAUUGGAGCCUAAGACAAUAGAUGAACUCUCAAACUUAGUUCCGCAGAAUACAAAUCGUAUUCAAUUGCAUGCAAUACAAGCCAAUCAUUUUGAAUAAGGGAACUUUAGACACAUUUGGUUUCUACACCAACCGGCUUCUUCAAAGGAGAGUGCACAAGAACAAAGGGCUAUCCUCCUAGCAAUCAAAAAUCACAACAACAAAAUAUUAGUGGAUUGUUUCAAUGAAAGUUCACCUAUGUAUUCCAAAUACUUCUCACAAAUACUUAUUAGUGGAAUGUUUCAAUGAACAUUCACUUGUGUGUUUCAAAUAUUUCUCACAAUUAGUUUUUAUAUAGCUUUUAUAUUCUACUAAA